AUGGGAUAAAUAUAUCUAUACAGUCAUCAUAUGCUUUAUUAAUAUUACAUUUGGUAUGGGUUUAUCAUCAUUUGGACCCUCAUUUGUAGACUUAAAAUACAUAUUAAACACAUCUAUGGAAAAGAUAUCGUUGUUUUCAUUUUUCUUAAGCGUUGGAUAUCUAAUCGGCUCAUUGUUCGGCAUACUUUAUAAGUACAUCAAUCGACAACUGGUUAUCAUUGCACUGGUAUCGUGUAUGUCAGGCGCCUGUAUCUCAAUACCAAACAGCGGCAACGUUUGGGUGCUCUAUGUUUGCGCAUUUUUGGUGGGCACGAGCGCCGGUGCCUGGAGUAAUGCAAAAACUGUAUGGCUUAUCGAGAUUUGGCAAAAACGCAACGCACCUGUAAUGCACCUGUGCUCGUUUCUGUACGGCAUCGGUACCAUAAUUGGACCUUUAAUUGAUAAACAAUUUGUUACUGGUGAACCGCACCGGUACCUGGAUACUAAUGCCACGACAGCUAGUACAACUACUGCUACUACCGGUGCUCAGUUAGCCGGUGUCCCUGAAAUCAAUGUCAAUAGCAAUGACAGCGACGACAGACAGUCUAAGUUGAUGAUACCUUUCCUAAUCAUUGGUAUUCUGCAAAUAGUUGGUGCUAUACUGAUGUUACUUAUGUACAUUUGCCGCAAAUACGAGAACCGAAAUCAUAUGAUCAGUGAAAAUCAGUCAAAUGCCAGUAACGAGAUAGUCGUACGCAAGUUGUUUGAAAAGGAGACCCACCCGUGUAAUACACCGGCCUCACCGUAUACACCGGUGCUUAUGAUGAGCGAAGCGGCCAUCGAUCACGAACAACGAGAACCGGUCGACGAGGAACUGGUGAUCAACAAUACUGUCGAUCACUUGGAGAUCAAACCGAUGACCGCAUGUAUAGAUAACGGCAGUACACCGUAUAAGUCAACUACUUCUCCACAAACAACAAUCACCACAUAUUAUACACAAAACAGACAACGAGUACUAUUGAUAGGCUUUGUAUCGGCACUGUUAGCCUUUCAGUUGUCCUCUGAGAUUAUAUACAUGCAGUUUUCGGCCACAUAUUUCCAGUACAUACCACUCAAAUUAAGCGCUCAGACAUCGGCCACAUUGAUGUCAUCGAUGGCCCUAACCUUUACAGUGGGUCGCGGUAUCAACAUAUUUGUGUCGAUGAAGUUACGGCCCCAACAAAUCAUUGUAGUACACUUAACCAUAACCGUAUUGGGUCUCGGUGUUGUCCAUUUUGGCCAGUCUUGUCUAACGAUGCUAUGGACGGGUGCAAUGAUCAUGAGUUACGGUCUAUCGCCUAUCAUAUGCAGUAUCUAUUGUUAUUUAGCUCAAUAUAUGGACGUAAAGAAUCGUAUCGGUACUGUCCUAUUGUUUUCGGCCGAAACAUUAAAUAUGUUUAUACCGUUCCUUAUGGGACUGUUCAUCGAGAAAUAUCCACAAAUUUUUACAUACAUUAUGUUUAGUAAUAUAGCGUUAAGUAGUGGCGUAUUUGUGAUCAUAUUAUUGAUAGUUUUUAAAACAGAGAAACGGAAGCGACAAAUGACCACAAAUUUUUUGACAACUUUAUAAUACCGGUGCUAUUGAGUU
This is a messenger RNA of Oppia nitens, 1606 nucleotides long. RefSeq lists its product as uncharacterized. The transcript has 4 exons. The coding region runs from base 56 to 1588 and encodes 510 amino acids. The record is from RefSeq and is a predicted model, not a curated record. NCBI's taxonomy places the organism in Eukaryota, Metazoa, Arthropoda, Arachnida, Sarcoptiformes, Oppiidae.